UCUGUUUAACAUUUCAGUACCCAUCAGCGAUCAAUCCUCUAUAGCGUACUCCUCAGUUCGCAAUUCCUCUGGCUUUCUUUUGCUCUCAUCAGAUCGAUGGAGUCCUACAAGAGAAUGCUUCCUGCAUUGUUCUUGCUCUGCUUCCUUCUCCUGUCAUCUGAGAUGGGGACGAGGGUUGUGGUGGCGAGGACAUGCGAGUCUCAGAGCCACAAGUUCGUGGGGCAGUGCGUGAGGCCGCCCAACUGCGCCAACGUGUGCCGUACGGAGGGGUCGUUCUCGGGAGGGGUAUGCCGUGGUACCCUGCUCAACCGCAAAUGCUACUGCACCAAGAUUUGCUAAAUAAUUAUUAAGCUCUAUAACUGAUCAACCAAGAGCCAACACGAAUUGGUGAUGUCGUCGUUGGGGUUUAAGAUUUUAGAGUAAGAUCAUUGUCGCACUGGUAUAGUAGCAGUUCGUCCUUGUUUGAACUUAGUAGGUUACUCAGUUUGCAGUGUCAUGCAGCGUUUAUGGUGAUCAAUAAUCAAUAGCAUGUUUGCUGUUUGGUUUA
Molecule: messenger RNA, 547 nt
Organism: Zingiber officinale
Lineage: Eukaryota; Viridiplantae; Streptophyta; Magnoliopsida; Zingiberales; Zingiberaceae
Product: defensin Ec-AMP-D1-like
Exons: 2
Coding region: 97-339 (80 amino acids)
Biological process (GO): defense response
Source: RefSeq, a predicted model, not a curated record